AUGGGCGAAGCAGCAGUCAAAGAGGAUGGCACAGUCAUACGAUCAGCUGAGUACAUCGGCUCAUUUCUGGUGGAUGACAGCUGCCUGGACGACCAGAUUGAGCAACUGCACAGGAACCUGAAGACCCUGAAAACAUCCAAGAAGAAAAGGCCUGUAUCCCUAAAGUUCUCCAUCAAAGGUGUGAAAAUGUACAACGAGGAUGAAACGACUCUCUUGAUGGCCCACGCCCUGCGCAGAGUGUCACUGUCUACCGCAAGACCAAGCGACGCCCAGUUUGCAUUUGUCUCGCACAACCCAGGCAGCACCGACGCCCAGCUGUACUGCCACGUUUUUCGAGCCAGACACGCCAGAGCCGCGCAGUUCUUGAACCUUCUGCUGUGCCGCUGUUUCCAGCUGUCUUACCUGGAGAAGCACCCAGAAGAAGCCCAGGAAGUUUCUUCCGGCUCUGCACCCCGUCGUAAUCCGUCGCUGCUCAACCACGGUUUCCCACUCAGUGUUAGCGCCCUGGUGUCCUUCAGAAGAGCUCCGUUUCGGGGGUUGAUGUUCGGGUCUAAGAAACACAACAAGCCCGCUGAAGAGCAGCAACUUGGCAGCCAGGACGAAGUCUUUCCCUCGUCCUCCCCGUCCCUGGUGCGCAAGAAAGCCAUCCGCAGCAAAGCGCUGCGCUCCGGGGCAUACCGCUCCUUUACGUUCACGCCGCUCAAGCAGCGCCACGUCCAGGAGCGCCUCAGCGCAUCUCAAGAAAAGGACCACGAGAAGACCCCAGCAAGACGAUCCCGGGCCCCGAGCUUGGCCGAAACCGAGGAAGCGCUGGCUCAGGCAGUUUGGUGUUGGGGUGGUAUCGCAACUGACAGCAGCUACUCCCUCCUGGCUGAUGACGUUUUGGGUUCCUACCUCUUAUGCCCGCACCCCAAGAAACCCAAAAGUGGGUCCCUCAUCAUUCGAUUUCCAUCUGGCCUUGUCACCCACCUCAUCGAAAACACACGUAAAGGCAAUUUUCUUUUGGAGAAAUCCAAAGCCGAAUUCAGUUCCCUCGCAGAGCUGAUUGAACAUUACACGGAAAACCAAGAUGGACUGCCAUGCCGACUGAGCUGCGCCCGGGUCAACCACUGCUACGAGUGGGAGGAGGAAGACGCUACAGCGCCCAAGACCCAGGAGCGACGCAAAAGUCUGAACAAAAGUAGAAUGCAGAGGAUAGUGAAAGGAAUAGGGGUAAAAUUUGGGCACUAG
Nerophis lumbriciformis (worm pipefish) is the source of this 1230-nucleotide messenger RNA. NCBI's taxonomy places the organism in Eukaryota, Metazoa, Chordata, Actinopteri, Syngnathiformes, Syngnathidae. The record is from RefSeq and is a predicted model, not a curated record.